This is a messenger RNA of Cavia porcellus (domestic guinea pig), 1143 nucleotides long. RefSeq names its product zinc finger protein 648 (gene Znf648). Gene Ontology annotation, molecular function: RNA polymerase II cis-regulatory region sequence-specific DNA binding; DNA-binding transcription factor activity, RNA polymerase II-specific. The record is from RefSeq and is a predicted model, not a curated record. Gene Ontology annotation, biological process: regulation of transcription by RNA polymerase II. Lineage: Eukaryota; Metazoa; Chordata; Mammalia; Rodentia; Caviidae.
AUGGCCCAUCGAGCUUUCUCGUCCCUGUGCGCAGAAAGGUGUGCCCACAUUCCCAGACAGCUCCUAUUUAGAGUGCUUGCCCAGGCUGGGCAUAGCUGGGCCCUCCCCACGCGGAAGACACCCGUGGCUCAGAGUUCGGCCACUCCAGCCAGCCUGGCAGCAGUGUUGGCAAAAGCGCCGAACAGCAAAAAAAAGGGGCAGCACGGGGCAGAUGCCCCAGAGGGCGGGCAGGCUGAGGCUGCGUACCAGUGCCUGCAGGAAGGGCGGGCCUUCCAGAAGCCGGCAGGCUUCCAGGGCGCUGCGAAGCGCGGGGUUUGGGUGCUGUGCGUAAAGGCCUGCUCCCACCGCGAAACACUGCAGCCACGCCGGCGCCUGCACACCUGCCAGCAGCCCUACAGGUGCCCUUUCUGCGACAAGGCCUACAUCUGGUGCUCGGGUCACCAGAAGCACAUGAAGCCCUACAGUUACGCAGACUGCAGCCAGGCCUUUGUGGGCUUCUCCGAGCCACGCAAACAGCAGCGCAACAUGCACAGCAACAACAAACUUUUCCUGUACAACGAGUGCUACACCCUGACCUCCAACAAGCCGCUGUCCCUACUGUGCCAUCAGCGCACGCAUCUAAGUGCAAAGCCCUUCCGCUGCCCAGCCUGUGACCGCGAGUUCGUAGUGGUCAGUCUCAUUGUGGAGCACCAGCGCGUGCACUUGAGCGAGAGGCCCUUCCCCUGCCCCAUCUGCGGCAUCCUCACCAAAUCCUCCAACCUGUACGAACACCGGACGCUGCUCACGGGCCAGUGUGCUGACUGCAGAGUGGCCUUCGCGCAGCCCUCACGCCUUGUGCACCACCAGCGCAUCCACACUGGCAAGAGGCCCUGUCCUUGCCCUCAGUGUGGCCAGACCUUUACAGAUGCCUCCACCUUGAAGCGGCACUGACAGAUCGUUGGGGAAAAGGGCUUCCUCUGCGAGUGUGGGGGGGCAUUCCGCAUCGCCUGGAAGCUGACCCAGCACACCAGGAUGCACAGUGGGUAGGGACCAGAUGAGUGUGAGGACUGCAGGCAGGCCUUCAACGGGUCCAAUCACCUCCAGCGACAACACACCAAGCACGACACCUGCAAGGAGCUCAUCCCUUUCUCCUCUGACAACUGA